Penicillium taxi is the source of this 1299-nucleotide messenger RNA. RefSeq names its product putative 3-beta hydroxysteroid dehydrogenase/isomerase family protein. Gene Ontology annotation, molecular function: 3-beta-hydroxy-Delta5-steroid dehydrogenase (NAD+) activity. The coding region runs from base 1 to 1299 and encodes 432 amino acids. The transcript has 4 exons. NCBI's taxonomy places the organism in Eukaryota, Fungi, Ascomycota, Eurotiomycetes, Eurotiales, Aspergillaceae. The record is from RefSeq and is a predicted model, not a curated record. Gene Ontology annotation, biological process: steroid biosynthetic process.
AUGCUGCUCAUUCUAGCCCUGGUCUUGGGAACUGGGUUCCUAUACCUAUACCAUGUGAAUUCGGCAAUGAGCACAACCCCAGAAGAGGCACUGAAGUUAUCUCCAAAAAGAUGGACAAUAGAGGAGAUAAAAGAGGUAUACAAACGGUGUCAGGAGAGCCCGGUCGAUAUCACAAAGAGCCUCCCGCCAAAACAGUCGCGGCGAUACGUGGUGGUUGGUGGAUCCGGUCUGGUUGGUGCAUGGAUUGUCUCACAUCUACUAGCUAGAGGCGAAGACCCCCAAUGCAUUCGUAUCUUGGAUCUCCUGUCGCCGACGCGGGAAAUUCUCGGCCAGGGCGUAACAUACGUCAAAACUAACAUCGCCAACGAGCUAGAUGUAACCGCAGCCUUUGAAAGGCAAUGGUCGCCAUCUAGAUCCCAGCUUCCUUUGAGCGUGUUUCACACGGCAGCUAUCAUUCGUCCGCAGGAUCGAUUGGAGAUAUUCUUGCCACUGUCCACGAAGGUGAACGUCGAAGGUACACGCCAUAUCCUCAAUGCUGCAAAGAAGGCCGGUGCCACCUGUCUCAUCUCUACGUCUUCUGGCUCAGUUACUCUCCAACGGCCUAGAUUCUGGAUCGCUCCGUGGUCUAAGAUUCCUGAGCAUGUUGUGCAGGUUAUGAAAGAUGAUGCGAAGAUUCCACAGAGCCACGAACAGUUCUUCGGUAAUUAUGCUGUUACUAAGAUUGAAGCUGAGCGUAUUGUUCGCUCGGCUGAUGAUCCGGAGUCUGGUUUUCGUACUGGUUGUAUUCGUCCUACGAAUGGCAUCUAUGGACUUGGGACGGAGCACUCUAAUACCAUCACGGGCAUUUAUCUGCGCCGCGGAGGCUGUCCAACUUGGAUUCGCAAUAUCUUGCACAGUUUUGUCCACGCAGAAAACGUCUCUAUCGCACAUUUGCUCUACGAACAACGACUCCUAGAGCAAUCAGAACCCGGAUCAAAACUCCCCAACACCGGAGGCCAGGCUUUUGUAGUUUCAGAUCCAAAUCCACCAAUAUCUUUCGACGACCUCUACAAACUGAUAACAACGCUGUCCAAAACACCCGUGUCAUUCCUGAACGUACCGCCAGCUCCCUUUCUGCUCAUGGCUUAUCUGGUCGAGCUCUACGCCUAUGUGAAAUUCAAGUAUCUGUCAUUCUUGCCCGCGUUGGCUGAUGACUUGGAUCAGAUUCAGCCGGCGCUCUUCUCUAUUUCGGAUGUUUAUUGCAUUGCUGAUCACUCACGUGCGACGUUGGCGCCGGAGGAUGGGGGUUGGGAAGGCUGA